Messenger RNA from Notechis scutatus (mainland tiger snake), 5198 nucleotides. RefSeq names its product protein phosphatase 1 regulatory subunit 3A (gene PPP1R3A). Gene Ontology annotation, biological process: regulation of glycogen biosynthetic process. The record is from RefSeq and is a predicted model, not a curated record. NCBI's taxonomy places the organism in Eukaryota, Metazoa, Chordata, Lepidosauria, Squamata, Elapidae. Gene Ontology annotation, molecular function: glycogen binding; protein phosphatase 1 binding. Gene Ontology annotation, cellular component: protein phosphatase type 1 complex.
GCUCUCUUUCAGAUUCUAUCAGAGAACCCAAUGGAGUCUUUUGAAGAACCUGGUCAUAUUGGUAGGGAGAACUUAUUAGAAGUUCCUACUUUAAGUAAUUGUUUUUCAGAAGAAGAAGAUGUUAAAGCUACACAUCAGCAUCGUUUCUCCCCUGCUCCCCGAAGGCGGAAUUCAGAUUCUUCUGAAGAAACGGAAGCAGAAAUCCCCUCAACUACUGCAAGAAAAGUUUCGUUUGCUGAUGCAUUUGGUUUUGAUCUUGUAUCUGUUAAAGAGUUUGAUAGCUGGGAUAAUCCAAUUACACAGCCCAGUGAUGAUUUAGAAGAUGAAGAUGUGCCUGUGGAUGAAUUCUAUUUAACUCCAUUGUUUCUAAUUCCCACCACACAAGAGGAACUUUUGCAAACUGUGCGUGCACAUAAAAUAUGUUUAGAGUUUGUAGAGUUUCUUCCAGGCGUAAUAUGUAUGAAGGGCAUAAUUCGUGUUCUGAAUAUAACCUUUCAGAAGUUGGUCUAUGUUCGAAUGUCUUUGGACAACUGGCUAACUUAUUAUGACAUCUUAGCAGAAUAUGUGCCAAAUUCUUGUGAUGGUGAGACUGACCAAUUCUUAUUCAAGAUUUCAUUGGUUCCUCCUUAUCAGAAAGAAGGUGCUAAAGUUGAAUUUUGCAUACGAUAUGAGACAUCUGUGGGAAUAUUUUGGUCAAACAAUAACAGUAAAAAUUAUGUUUUGAUUUGUCAUAAAAAGGGAACUGCAUCAUCAUUGGACAAUAAUAAACUUCAGGAAGGAGUUACAAAUAAACAUAUCAAAGGCUGCUUAAAGACAACACUGAACAGUAAAGAGGAAACAUUGACAAUGGCUGAUAAAGACAUUUGGAUUAAUUCCAGAAUCUCAGAUAUCCCCCAGAUCGUUUAUUCACAUCUGGAUAAUGAAAAUAAAUACAGAAAAGAAAAUGAAGAAGAAAAAAAUGAUGUCUGUAAUGAAGAUGACAAAGAAAAUGAGAAAGAAUUGGAGUUGCUGCUAAGUCAUCACUUUACUAGAAGCAGAAGUUCUUCAAUGAAUGAAAGGAGUUCCUAUGCAACUGAACCUGUUAGAUUUCCAAAUGAACUGCAACAACUGGGGGACAAGCUAGAGUCUGGCUUGAUUAGACAACCUCUGCCUAAAAGCUCUUCAACAGAACAUUCUUUACAAGACAAAGAACUGCAGAAUAAUCAAACAUGUUCCAUUGGAAAUAAUAGACAGUUAUUAUUCCCAGAAAAAUGCAGUGAGGUUGACUUACUAAACAAAACUGCACAGUCCUUAGAGGGUUUGAAUCCAAAUGAAACCUAUUUCUCACCAGAUCAUUGGUCUGAAAUCAAUAAAAACCAGACUGCCUAUAUUCCAGAUAUUGUCUCAAGCAAUUGUGGAAUGCAUCAAGCAUAUGUUCAAAGUGAGGAAUCUAAGAAUGUCCCAAGAAAUAAAACAAAAGAGACAUUAUUCAUAGGUGAGGAUAAUUAUAACUUCAAAAAAGCAAGGGAGACUGUUUCCUUAGAAGAUGAUGAAGCAGGGAAGUUGAAAGAAAAUGCAUUGAAAAGAAAGUAUAAUAAUAUUAAGACAGUCCAGGAACAACUUAAGCAGGAAAUACCUUUCCAAAUUCCAGAGUUAGAUUCAGAAAACAUCAGACAUGAACCCGAAAGAGAAAAAGUUGAAAGCAAAAACAAAUUAUGUUUAAACAGAGGUUUAAAUAGUGAAGCUAUGGCAAAUGCUGAUGUCACAGAAAAUUGUUUGGCAAGCUUUCAUUCAGAAGACAUUGUAGAAGAAAAACGUAAGUCUGAGUAUAAUGAUGAUAAGGAAAAAGAAAUCAUGCUAAAAAUUAUAGAGAACUCUCCAGAAAAACAAAUAUCUCUUACCAACAGGUAUAGAAAACAUGUCUUACGUGAUAAUUAUGAAAUUAACAAGCUAGCUAAGUUACCUCAAAGGGAAGAAGUAAUGACUUCCAGUGUCCCAGGUGAAAUAAAAGAGCAAAUGUCAAAAUCAAUAGGGCUUCCAUAUUUAAGUGACAGUGGAAACUCAAAUAAUAAUAAAACAGAAAGCAAAAGUUGCAUUAUAGAUGAAUCAAAUCAUGACUUAAAAAAAGAAGAAAUUAGAAUCCCUGAGAAACUUCAUAAUACACUUUGGGAAAGUCAAUCCCAUAUUGUAUCACCAGUUGAUGAAAAUGUGUUUAUGCAAUCUAUAUUAAUAAACACAAAGAAAAUGUCUGAUAGCAGAAACAACUUAGAAAAAAGGAAGUACAAUCACAAUGAUAAUCCAGAAAACAGAAAUAUUUCUGAGAUAGAACCCUGCCAAAGUGAACCUGACACGAUUAUUCUUAAAGAUCAGAGUACCUGGGACAGAUUGAUGAUUCAAACGGGGAGUGGUUCAGAAAAUCAGUUGGCAGAAAGACAAAGUGAAGCAAAUAAAAGAGUGCAGAUAAAGGAACUAACAGGAGUUGAAGCCAUGGGGGGUAUUAAUGACAAUACAAGAUGUUUGAAAGUAAGUCCCACAGAUGAACUAUUUACUUGCCAAGAUGCACUCAGGUAUGAGGAGACCUCAGUCACUAAGCAUGAUAAUACAGAAGAAGCAGAAGCAGUUACAGCUGCUUAUAUAAUUAAAAUGACAUCAGAAAGUAUUCCUGAAAAAAUGUCUGCUAGUGAAAAAGCAGUAAUUUUUAAGCUACCCCAAGAGACUGCAUUAAGUGACAGGCCCACAGAGAAAAAGGAAAUGGUAUUUGAUAUACAUGAAGGAAGAAAUGAUGGGUCACAUUAUCCUCUUUGUCAAUGCAAUAGAGAGGGUGUAUUAUGUGACACCAAAUUUGGAGUAUCUGCUUCACAUAUUAAUAAUGUGCCCACAUAUGAAACAGUACAUAUGGAAAUGAUUUCAACACAUGCAACAAAUGAAAUGCUUGCCAAAGCAGAACAUAAUUCUGUAAAUAAUUCACCAUCAACUGAAAUAUUUUGUCCUUUUUCAGCAGAAGGAAAAAUUGUUUCGGAACAAGGUGUGCAUUGUGAAGUAUCAUUGAAUCAUUCAGAACAUUCUUCACAAGGCUUACACAAUAAAGAAGUUGAAGAAGGAAGCAUCUGGAGUUCAUUUUCUCACAUAGGUCCCACAACUGAACCAAAAACAUGCCAUUUGGAUAAAAAUUUUGUGGGAAGCUGUUAUAAAAACUCCUCAGUGAUAUCUCCCAAAGGAUUUGCAGGCCCUCAAAUUGCUGAAGUAGAAGAGAUGUCACCUCCACCCACAAAUGCUUCAACUGAAAUUGCAGCUCAAUCUGGAUGUAACUUCAACCCAAAAGAUGAAACAACUCAUGUUAUUACAAAUAUCACUAAGCUGCAAGAAUUUCUCCCUAGUGAGAAUAGAGAAGGAAACAUAGGCCAGUUUUCCCAUCAAACAGAGUUCAGUCCAGAAAAACAAAUAAAGCCCACAAUUUUAAUUAGGGAAUCCACUGAAGAAAGAGAAGAAACAAGCUUAGCUUCGGAAGGUUUAAUAACUGAAAAGAAAAUGAAUAUUAUCAGACACGAUAAGCAGGCUUUUUUUGAUCAUACAGGAAUUUCUAGCCAGAAAAAUGAAGCUUAUAAUUCACCUACUGAGUGUCUUGUGUUAAAGCAUAUUGCUUACAAAAUAUUUUAUUUCCUUUUGUUCAUUGUAUUUUGUGUAACAUUGUAUCAUUAUGAUUUAAUUGUCUGCUUUGCAUUCUACUUAUUUUCAUUGUGCUGGCUAUAUUGUGAUGGUAGGAGAAACAAAAACUCCAUCAAAAAGGAAUAGUAUGAAUAUUCCACAUUGUAUGUAGAAUUUAUUAUCUGCUUGUUCCAAAGAGUAACAAUGUCUACUCUUAAAACCAAAAUAAGACUCCUUUCCUCUUUUCAAAUAUUGCUUGAAAAGAAUGCACACGGAAUGCAUAUGUACUGUAUAUGCAGUCAUUCUAUACAGGACCAUUCUGUUUGGAACAUUAAGUAUAUAUAUAAAUCAAGAGUUCUACAGCAUAUCAACUUAUAUUAAAUGUAGCUGCUGUCUCUUAACCCAUUAUGAAGGUGUGACACUUCAGUCUGUUUGGGUUUGAUCAUAUUUAUUUUGUAGUAUAGUCUCAUUUUCUGUGAAUUUUUAAAAAUAUAAAUAUAUUUAGCAACAUAAAUUAAAUACUUAAUGCUUUAAAAAGAAAGAACAUGCUAAAAGGGCCUGUUAAUACAAGAGUUUCCCUUGCUAAAACAGUUGGCAAUUAACAUCACAAUGGAAGGAUUAGAAGAAGCACUCCCUUUACUCUUCAGCACAUGUUGCCUAAGAGUUUUGUACACCAUUCCUUUAUAUGAACCUGUGUGCCUCCCAUCUUUUUUCAAUUCUACCAUAUGAAGACAUCCGAUUUUUAAGAAUUAGUGACCUAAAUCCUUCAUAUUUAAACUGUUAUUUGACCAUAUUCUUAACAUAUUAAUAUACUGAAAUUUUGAUUUGUGCAUGAACCAGUACAAUCAGUGAGAAUUAAAAACCAUAAGGAAUGUACUUCACUUGCUAAAUCUGUUACAUCUCAUUGUCCAUCUUCCUCAAUGUAGCUCCUUCCAGAUACACUGGAUUUACAUAUUCUUAGCUAAUAUGACCAAAGGCUGGCUAGAAAUUCUACAAAGUACCAAGUUGGGAAAUGCUGAUCUACUGCUCUAAUUUGUGGGUGGGUGGAAGAAUUCUGAUACAGAUUACAUGACUGGCUUUUUUCCAAGGUAAUGAGUUAUAUAAUGAAUAACAUUAAUAGCACGCUGUCAGCUGUAGAAUGCAAAGUAAUUACAAUGUAUGUAUAAAAAAAUAUAAAGUUAAGCAAGAAAACCAGGUUCCCAUUUUUAUCACAGAAUUAAUACAGACUGAUACACACUAAAGGAUAAAAACUGGAGCCUCGCUGUUUUCAUUUGUUUGUAUUUUUACAAAUGAAGACUGUGUGAUUUUCUUUUUUUUUUCUUCCGCAUUAUUCCAGUUAAUUUUUUUGAACCGUAUUAUUUGGACUAUGUUAUAUAGAAAAAGCAAACUUGAUGAACAUUGAAUAAUACUAAUAAAGUUUGAAUGUCUUGGUUGUAUGUGAAUAUUUCAAAUUCUCAAAUGAAAAUAAUAAAGUAUAACAAUUGUGCUAUAUCCUAUGCAGCUAUGGAAGAUUAAUUUUGACCAAUACUGACAGUUUGGACCUCCCAGCUGAUAACUAAUAAAGAAUUUGCAUA